AUGGCUAACGUCGGAAACCAGCUACCAGCACAGGCCGUUAGCAAGCCUACAUCUGGGAAGCACGGGAACGUACUGCCCCUGUGGGGCAACGAAAAGACUAUGAAUCUCAACCCGAUGAUUCUUACCAACGUGCUGUCCUCCCCGUAUUUCAAAGUGCAGCUGUAUGAACUAAAAACCUACCAUGAAGUUGUGGAUGAAAUCUAUUUCAAGGUGACUCACAUUGAGCCCUGGGAGAAAGGAAGCAGAAAGACUGCAGGCCAGACUGGAAUGUGCGGAGGGGUGCGCGGAGUUGGCACGGGUGGGAUUGUAUCUACUGCUUUCUGUCUUCUAUACAAACUGUUUACUCUCAAACUGACUCGCAAACAGCUCAUGGGUCUGAUUACACACACAGACUCUCCAUACAUCAGAGCCCUUGGUUUCAUGUAUAUAAGAUACACUCAGCCCCCAACAGAUUUAUUCGAAUGGUAUGACGGCUUCCUGGAUGAUGAGGAGGAACUUGACGUAAAGGCAGGAGGUGGUUGUGUGAUGACCAUCGGAGAGAUGCUGCGCUCUUUCCUGACCAAACUGGAGUGGUUCUCCACUCUGUUCCCCCGUAUCCCGGUGCCUGUGCAAAAAGUCAUUGACCAGCAAAUAAAGGCGAGACCGCGUAAGGUAGCUCAGAAGGAGACACAAGAGGACGAGGAUGGGUUUACAGAGUCAGGAAGGCAAGGGGAGCGCCGCCGCUCCAGGACACCCAGACGGACUCCAAGCCCCCGAAGGUCGCCUAAACGGUCCAGGAGCAGGAGCCACCAUCGCGAGAGGGACCGCCAUGGCCCCAGCUUUGAUCGAGAGCUGGAGAGAGAGCGUGACCGGCAGAGGAAGGAGAGGGAAGGCAGGGACCGAGACAGGGAGAGGGGGGACCGAGGGGACAGGGAAAGGCGACGCUCUCGUAGCGCGGACAGAAACCGAGAACGCAGGAGAAGUCGCAGCGGUAGCCGGGAGCGUAGGAGCGAACGCAAGGAGAAGGAAAGGGACGGGGGGGAUGAUAGGAGCAAGAGGAAGGACAGGGAUCACCAUAAAGACAGAGGCACUGAGAGGGAGAGGUCCAGGGAUAAGAAGAGCAGGGGAGAGACUGAUGAUCGGAGGCACAAGGACGAUAGGGAAAGGCACAGGGAAGAGAGGAAAGCCAAGAGAUCAAGCAGGAGUCGAAGCAGAGAGAGGAGACACAAAAGCGGAGGAGAGGAGAAGAGCAGGAAAAGGGAGCGGAGCCACAGCAGGGAGAGGGAUAGAGAGAGAGACGGGGAACAGCGCUCUCACAAACGUAGUCGUAGUAAAGAGAGGAGCCACCAUCAGCGAGAGUCCAGUAAUGACCAUAGUAGACACAGUGAACGCAGGAGUAGUCCGAGCAUCGAGUGAACGCCGCCUCGCAGCAAUAUUACUUCUGUUUUUCUUCCUUUUUUUUUUUUUUUUUUUUCCCUUUCUAUCCGGCUGUCUGCUCUGUCACUUGUGCUAAAAAGAAGGAAAGUUCACACAUCGGACAUCUGGAUUUGUUGUCUUUGGCCGAUGUAAUGUUGCUUUAUGUUUUUCCGCUCUUUCACUCCUCAUUAGACCAUUGUUAGUCUUCACUUGAAUUCUGGAAAGUUGGAAAAAAAAAUGGCAUUUUAAUUUUCUAUUCUUUGUGUUUUUUGUCCCAGAAAGAUCGGGGUUUGUACAUAAUUUUUAAAGGCUGUCUACACGCCGCACACGGGCAGAGUUGGAUUUCCUGCUGGGCUGGACGUCCUCGGCUUCAAACCGUUGCAAUGUAGAUUACACAAAUUAUGAAAAAUGAUUAACUACUUUCAGGCUGUACAAAAGACCAUACAUGCUCCCUUUUCAAAUUUGAUAUCACACUGCACGUGAAUGGUUAAAGUUCAAGACCGAACAUUAAGGCGGUGUGGCUCCGCUGAAGCAGAACAGUUCUGUCCAUGAUUACGUGUAGACAGCCCGAGAGUGUUUUAAUCCUCUCAAACGCGCCUGCAAAGGGUAAUUUUUACAGAACACACUUGAGCCCUGCUUGUGUUGUGUUUCGGGUUAUUGCUCUGUUGCAUUUUGUUUUCUAAUAAAACACUU
Molecule: messenger RNA, 2088 nt
Organism: Archocentrus centrarchus (flier cichlid)
Lineage: Eukaryota; Metazoa; Chordata; Actinopteri; Cichliformes; Cichlidae
Gene: prpf38b
Product: pre-mRNA processing factor 38B
Exons: 6
Coding region: 1-1395 (464 amino acids)
Source: RefSeq, a predicted model, not a curated record